UCUACCCAUCCCUAGCCCUAUAUAACCUCCCCAAUCCACACACUCUUCCAUUCACUCUUUGCGCUCCUUCUCUUGUUUGCAUGCACAGAUGGCCCCUCCCUCUAGAGCAGCUUUGAAGGUUUGCUUCCUUCGUGUGUGCGAACACUUUAUUUUCACCCCGCCAAACAAAAAAAUCGUUUACUUAAUUUUGUUCCUUGUUUUUUCGUUGCUCCAGCGCCCCAUGGACAGCGAUGAAGACAAUGUUGUUCUCACCAGGUCGGCUAGAGCUAAGAAGGCAAGGAACUCGUCAACUCCUUCAGCGCCUGUCCCCCUGCCGCUCCUACGUCACCCUCACCCCCCUGCGGACGAUGAUGUCGUUGUCGAUGCAGCCAAAGCAUUGCGCAUCUUCUUCAACGUCGUUGAUUCUGUCCCAGCUCAGAAUCUCCUAAGGCUCCACUUCGCUUCUGAGACAGCUAUUUGUGGCAAGCUCUUCAUGGCUACGACUGCUCUCAUGGCUUUGCUCGGCCACAAGCACUACGACAUAUCAGAGAGCCCCGCCGGUGUUAUGUAUGUUUCUACUAGAAGCAUCGAGGACGCCGCGAUGCUCGAAUCGCAAGUGCAUGCUGCGUUCGGUGUCAUACUGUCCUUCCAUCGCGUGUCUACGGUCGACCGCGAGUUUUGUUAUGCACGCGGCGAUGCUGCUGCGUUCAAGCUGUAUGAGCACGACCGUUUCUGAUGUGCGCCUGCUGAUGUGGCUUGUGGGUUCGGCAUUUUGUAUCCUGUUUCCGUUUCUGAAGUGUGCCUGCUGAUGUGGCUUCGGCAAUCUGUAUCGUGUUUUUAUUUACAUGUUAUGUUUCGAAGAGCUUGUCUCU
Molecule: messenger RNA, 851 nt
Organism: Triticum urartu
Lineage: Eukaryota; Viridiplantae; Streptophyta; Magnoliopsida; Poales; Poaceae
Source: RefSeq, a predicted model, not a curated record